UUCUCUCACAGCUCAAACACCUUACAUUACACAUGACUCUCUGCUUGUUCUCUCCUUCUUUUCCCCGUUUCUCUUCUUUCCCUUCCUUUCACCGUUUCCCAAAUUACUAUUUUCUCCUCUCUUCUUCUUCUUCUUCUACUACCCCUUUCUCCAAACACCUCACUACUUUUUCUUCCCCAAAAAUCCCAAACUUUAGGCCUAAAGCUUCGUUAAGUGAAGCUGAGGGUGAAAACAAGGUGUUAGAUGAUGAAUUGAUUAGUCGGAUUUGCGCUUGCAAAUAUGCGAGUGAGGUGUUGGAUAUAAUAUCCGAAAAGACUGGGAAAAAUGGUGGUGUUGUUAGUUGUAAUGAUUGCUGUUUUAUUAUUUCUGCUGCUUUUGAUCGUUGCAAUGCUGAUUUGGCACUUAAUGUGUUCGAUGCUAUGCGUUCCACUUUUGAUCCUGGGACAUCUGUUUCAGACAGAGGCCCAUCCUAUGAUAGAUGGAGGUGGUCAAGGCCAGAUGUUUCUACAUAUACCUUGUUAGUUCGAGGACUUGCAACGCAGCUGAGGGUUUCAGAUGCCCUUAAAAUCAUCGCCAAAGUUUGUCGAGUGGGCAUUUCUUCUAGUGAAGAGGUUCUCUUUGGCAAAGUUGUGCGGUGUCCAACUUGCAUGAUUGCUGUUACUGUUGCUCAGCCACAAGAUGGUAUCCAGGUUGUGUCCUGUUCAAAAUGCCGCUACCAGUAUGAGCUUGUUUCAGGAAAUAUUAUUAGUAUAGAGUCAGAAGAAAUUAGCAUGGAUAUUUCUGCAUGGAGAAGGGGACUAAGAUUCCUGCCAAUAAAGCAAAACAUUCCAGCUGCUGUUCAUUCGAUUGUGGUGGAGACCCCAUCUGGAAUGGCACGAACACACAGAUUUGCUACUGAAACAGUUGAUCUUCCUGCACAAGAAGGCGAGAGAGUGACCAUUGCUGUAGCAGCACCACCAAAUGUUUACCGAGAGGUGGGUCCUUUAAAGUUGAAUCCAAAAGCUCCAAAUGUUUACCCAGGAGAGCCCUUGUGCUUGACUAACCACAGAGAUGGCCGUGAAUCACCCUUACUAAGAGCACCCAAAAAAGAUAAAAGCCCAUCUUUGUUAAACCCUUCCAUCCUGAUUCCUCUUCUUGCUGUAUUUGCCACUGGAGAUGCUGCUUCUGGAAUGAUAGAUCCCAACUUGCCUCAGAUUAUAACGGUUGCUGCAGUUUCCUCAAUCACUCUUGGGGCCACUUUAAACAGGCUGGUUUUCCCUCAAUUCAGCAAGCUUCCUCAGAGAUUAGUUGAUACACUUGCCAUCAGGCAGCAACUCUUAUCUCAAUAUGAUGUGCUCCAAUCACGGAUAAAGGAGUUGAAAGAAUCUGCUGAGAAUGAGGUCUGGAUGUUGGCUCGCAUGUGCCAACUGGAAAACAAAAUCUUUGCUGUUGGAGAACCUGCUUAUCGGGCCCGGAGAAGUAGAGUGAAAAGGGUGCGUGAAAGCUUGGAAAGCUCCCUUAGGAGAAGGAUCGAGCUGAUUGAAAGCUAUGCAAGAAUUUCUUCCAUUAUAGAAAUUGAAGUAGAGAUGGAUUCAGAUGUUCUUGCUGCUGAAGCAGCAGGCAAUGCAGAAAGUAUUGCUGAACAAAUACAACAAAUAAUGGAGCUUGAAAAUCUUGAGGAAAAAUGGAAAAUCCAAGCAGAGGCGAAUGAUGAAGCCGAAAGGCUUCUCAGUUCUGAACCCAUAACUACAGAAAAGGUUUCAGAAAGAUGAUAGUUGUGCAUUAUUGUACCAAGAGUAAAUAUCCACCUUACUGGUUCAUUUUCACUGUUUUUGGCAAUUUGUUAUCGACGUAUGAUGAGUCAAACAGAUGUUCAUUUCUGAGUUUCAUACAUUAUCGUUACCAGAGGCUAGUUCCUAAGUUUCAGGAGAAGUCUGCCAAAGAUCCUACAUAUCUGGAGAAAAACUUAAUUAGAAAGUGGUUGUAAAGGGAGAAAGAGAACUUGCAUCACAAGGGAAGCUCAAAAGUGAUCCACUUUACGUCUUGUUUAAUCUUUCUUUUGUUGAUCUGUAAAGAAAAGAUAAGAUACCUCAUGUACCGACAUUUUGGCGAUUAUUUGUGUAAUUAUUGAAUUUCACUUGCAUA
Lycium ferocissimum is the source of this 2124-nucleotide messenger RNA. RefSeq lists its product as uncharacterized. Gene Ontology annotation, molecular function: protein binding. The coding region runs from base 33 to 1751 and encodes 572 amino acids. NCBI's taxonomy places the organism in Eukaryota, Viridiplantae, Streptophyta, Magnoliopsida, Solanales, Solanaceae. The transcript is spliced from 12 exons. The record is from RefSeq and is a predicted model, not a curated record.